This is a messenger RNA of Vombatus ursinus (common wombat), 5447 nucleotides long. RefSeq names its product G protein subunit gamma 12 (gene GNG12). Gene Ontology annotation, molecular function: G-protein beta-subunit binding. Gene Ontology annotation, cellular component: heterotrimeric G-protein complex. Gene Ontology annotation, biological process: G protein-coupled receptor signaling pathway. Lineage: Eukaryota; Metazoa; Chordata; Mammalia; Diprotodontia; Vombatidae. The coding region runs from base 157 to 375 and encodes 72 amino acids. The transcript is spliced from 4 exons. The record is from RefSeq and is a predicted model, not a curated record.
GACCGGGAGGAGCAGGAGGAGAGGUCGGAGCAGUCUCUGGUCGCCCAGAGAGACAGAGUCCCUCGGCAGCUGCUGCGGCGAGAGAUUUCCUUGACCAUUUGAACCUGAAAACACGGUGUUAGCCUCUUAUUGAUCUCAUCCGAAAACUCAUUGAAGAUGUCUAGCAAAACUAGCAACACCAACAGCGUGGCCCAGGCCCGGCGAACUGUCCAGCAGUUGAGAUUAGAAGCGUCCAUAGAGAGGAUUAAGGUUUCCAAGGCAUCUGCAGAUCUCAUGUCCUACUGCGAGGAGCAUGCCAGGGGCGAUCCUUUGCUCAUGGGAAUCCCGACUUCAGAGAACCCCUUCAAGGAUAAAAAAACUUGCAUCAUCUUAUAGUGGGUUAGGGAGCCUGCAGGUGCCACCCCUCCAUGAUCUAAGCAGCUCCAUGAAGAAACGUACCUUCCGCUCACUUGGUAACCACUGCUCAAAACAAAAAUGCUUUUAACUUGUAAAAACAAACACACACAAAAAAAUGAGUUUUAAAGCCUUUGUUUUAAAAAGUCUCCCUCUCCUUAGAGUGUACCCUUUAUGAAAUGGAUGCGAAUCAGUCGAUUUAUUCUUGGUUUCCAGUUGAAAUGAUCAACGGUGGUUAUUUCCUAGGUUGGCUUCACGUCCAAGGAACGCUGGUUAGGGUUGGUUUCUAUGUAAAUUCAUUGUCCAGUGGUCUGCUUUUUGAUUUGAGGAAAGACCAAAGUGGCCUCCUCCUCUUUCCAGAUUCACCAGGCCCAGGAAUCAGCAGGGCCCAUGGCAAACCCAGUCUCUAAAAUGCUUCGCUUCUCAGCAUCCUUAAUCGGGUUAGUGCCUCUCUAUGUACAGAACACAAGUUAUGCAUGUAUUUGGCGUGUAUAUAUGGUUUUGUAUAUAUACAUUUCAAAGUGCAUGUUUUCUAGUUCGAAAAACAUCUUUCCCCUUCUACCGAGGCCCCCCGCUCUAUUCUAGCUCAUCCCGAGUUUCGCCUCUCUCCAGUUGUGUGCCAAGCCGGCCACGCGUCGGGCGGCCACCUCUGUGUUUGCCUACGGCUUCUGGGUGACGAGGGCGGCCCGAGCCCAAGAGUCGUUCUCACGAUACCAAAUUCUGGUCAUUUUAUCGUCAUCCUCAUCUCUCCCUUUCAUUUGCUUCUCUGGUCCUCACGGCCUAAAAACAAACGGUGCCAAUUUAAGAGAGCGAAAAACCAAACCCUCUUGUCAUUUGAGGUGCUACGCUGUGAGGGCCCCCUUUGCUUUUCUGGACUCAGCACAGUCAGGAUACAGAAUCACAAAAUCCCAGAGCCGGACAGUCCAACCCGUGCCUAAAAACGUAUCCUCUCUGUCAUCUCCCUCCUGACGGUCAUCGACUCAGUCUGCCGAAGACCCUGGACACCUUCUCAGAAUUGUUUUUUAAUUCAUAAAAUAAAAUACAUAGGAUUACAAAGGAAACUAGUUAUACUGAAAUCCAGUUAUCAAAAUAUUAAAAAAAAAAAAACUAAGUUCACGGACCCUAGUGAAGAACCCUUGUUAAGAUCUCAUCUGACCCAUAUCCCAUCUACACUGAGAAAUGGUCAUCCCCGCUCUGCUCCAAGACCACCAGUAAAGUGAACUCACUGCCUCCCAAGGCGACCCAUUCCACUUUGGGAUAACCUUAAAACCUAACUGAAAUUUGCUUCCUUUGUCCUUAGUUCAGGCCUUCAAGGCCAAGCAGAAAAAGUCUGAUUAGUAGGAGAUGAAGGAUGUCCAUGAGCCCAUUGACCAGAGGAGGGAGGGUCCAUGAAUGGGAGCCUGGUUCUCUCCGCAGAGAAGGAAAUCAAUCAUCGCACUAGAUUGGGGGUCCACCUCCGUCCUCUUGUAGAUUAUUUACUGGCCCUCUCCUUCCCCCAAAAUGUCCCUCCCAGGCCUGAAUCUUACGUGUUUGAAGGGUAGGCCUCAUCCCCUGCGUCAUCCCAGGUUGUUGAUUUGUGGAUGGGAAGGUUGUUUGUCCAGAAGGAACCAAGAAAGGCCCGAGGUGCUGGUGGAUCUUCCAAUUACCAGCUUCCUUGUCAUCUAGCCCAUGCUCUUCUUGGAGGCAGGAAUGGGCAGUACAAUAGAAAUUUUAAAAAAAAGGGGGGGGUCACCUUGUCACUCCCCCUCCUCCCCAGGUUGUCCCAUAGCUGAGGAUAGGAUAUGCUGCUGUAGAUCUUUCUGCUGAACUUAGAUGGGCCCAUAGUCUGGGCACAGCCCCUGCCGUGAGAUCAAGAGGAUCCCUUUUCAACUGACCACACUAAAUGUUUUCAAAUUGUCAUUCCACUUCCGUGGAUUACUCUCAGUGCCCUCAUCUGUAAAAUGGGCAUGAUCACGCAAACACUGCCCCCUCACAGGGUUGUUGUGGGGAGACUUGGAGGCACUCCAGAACUGUGAGUUAUUAGCAAAAUUCCUUAUGAAUCAAAGUUGCCAAAAAACCUCUCCAAAAAGAAUCAUCCGUGGGAAUUCUUUAUAAUGGUUCCUCAAUAGAUACUGCAUGCUGUUCUUGGAGGUGCCAACCCCCUUUGGAGAUGUCUUGUUUCUGUUUUGGGUCUUGCAAUGCUUUGGGGAGAAAACCAUUCAAAUUGUAUGAGCAGUGGUCGUCAGAUAGAUUCUCCUGUCGUUCCCCUGUGGCUCCUCUUGUGGAGGGUGGGAGCCCUGCCCUUCCGUGGACGGGAUUCCCCAUCACCUCUUACUGACAGCUUUGUAAACAUCUGCUCAGUGCUGUCAUUUGUCCCAUCCCCAAGUAAAUGGUAGACCUCAGCUUCUCUGGGUCCAGAGCAGAAAUGUUGUCCUGCCCUUCCAAACCAUUAACUCAGAUGUAGAUGAGGAAAAACACUCUCAAAGUCACAACUGCUCCCUAUACUCACAUCCUUUCAUUCAAUGAUUAUAUUUUUCUAACAACCAUUUCAAAACUCUAAUCUAUUUUUUUCCACUCUGAUUUUUAACCAUGUGUCAUUAAUCAUGUAGGAUGCAGCCUGCUGCAAAAAUAUAUUUAAUGAAUUUGAAUACACUUGACUAUAUGGGGACGCCAUUGAGGGCAGUCACCCUUUAUUCAUUGGUGUUAAUGGACCCUUUUCUACAACCCUGCUCUCUUAUUUCCACUGGCUGAGGUAUGGCCCCUCUGCCGUGGUCCAUAUGGUCCUUCCACCGGCCAGCUAGAGAGCUUCAAGGCCUUCAAGCAUGGGCAGACCUCCCCAACCAGCAAUGAAAGCCAAAUGACCCCAGAUCUAGACCUUGGCUUCUGGACCAAGACAGAGAUAGUAACUCAGCGUUGAUGUACCUAGAACCAAAAAGAUUGUUGAUGUACCUAGAACCAAAAAGACUAUAUGAGGAAAGAUAAUAUAUAUGUAUAUGAUAAACAGAAGUACGGAAGUCACUGUUAUUUAACUGGCUUGAUUCCCUUUGUAAGGUCCAGCCGCUCUUGGAGCAGCUGCUGUGAUGAUUUGGGGCAGAUGCCUGGGUGUAUAAUUUUUUUUUCAGCCACCAUUGUAAUGUUGACACAGAUAUACAUCCACUUAUGUGUAUAUAUAAACUGUAAUCCUCUGGCUUUGUUAUCACUGAAGUUUCUACGGUGUGGGUUCAACGUAUGUACUUUGACGGUAGUUUUGCAAAUAUGCUGUUUUCUUGGUUCAUCUCUCUGCCUUCAUUAUUCCAACAUGUCUGUACAGUUUUUAUUUAAACUCAAGGUCUCAGUGCCAUGACCAUGUGCUAAAUAGAAUUUAUUGGUCCCAAAAUCUUUUACAGAAACACAUUUUGAACAGGGGAAAUAUUUUAUCUACCAGAUAAUUAAUUAACAAAUGAUUGCUCUUUUUUCCUAUGAAUCUGGUUUUUAAGUUCCCUGGGCUAAUUAAAAUCAAAAGUGCCAUAUUCACCUUUUAGAGAAAAGGUCUGGUGUUUGCUUUCAGCCCAAUUGAAACAAUUUUUGUACUUUUUUCAUCUGUAAACCGCCAAAAGAAAAAUUUAUACCAAUACUUUAGUGUAUAUAAAUGUGCAUAUGUUUUAACAAAAUCAUAAAGAUUUAUGGAAAUGCAGAGGCAUCUUUAGAUCUGAGGCAGAGGCUAGAAAAACAAAUGGUGGAGGAUGUGUUAAGCUGUCUUCUCAGUUCUGUUUUAGCUAACUUUCUAGAUUUUAAAUGAAACGGAAAAAUGGCAUUAGCAAUCUGGUUACCCUGAAUUUAUUUUUCUUUUGAGCUGUACAUUUUAAAAGAUGCAUGGGCUUAGGAAAUGAAUUCUAACAUAAAUUACUCCUUCCUUGCCCUCCCAAAAAAAGAUUUUAUGACUAAGUGAGUGAGUAAAAUUUUAAAAGAUCUAAUUACAAUAAUUAUGAGAAAAUCAAAUCUAGAAACUUCAGAUUGAAAUCUCCAAUUCCUGGCGUUAUUGGCAGUGGUACAGAAAUUCGUCAAAUCAUCCUUUUCUCCGAAUCAUAAACUAUCACAGUUGGAAAUGACCCCAGAGGACAUCUGGUCCAACCCAUACUGGAUACAGUUCCCUAGGACAGCUUCCCUGUGUGGGGUCACCCAGUCUUUGCUCAAAGACCUCCAAGCUUCCCAGACAAAUCAUUCCAAUUUCGGAAAGUUCUGAUUGUUAGGAAGAUUUUCCUGACCUCAAGUCUCGAUUGACCUAUUUGCAAUUUCUGCCCUCUGGGGCCAAACAAUAGAUCUGAUUCCUUCUGAGUCUUCUCUGCCCCAGCCUCGACAGCCCCAGUUGCUCCAGUCAGUCCGCAAAAUACAUAAACUCAAAGACCAACAUCCUGGUUGUCCAUCCCCUGGAUGUUGUCCAAAACGCUGUUUCGGAGAGGCUUUCCAAAAGUUCAUUGUAAUAGAAAUAAUAUUGAACUGGGACUGCUCCCCGCUAGGUGAUUCCCUUUCCUGAUCUAACCCUCAGUUUUCUGGCCUAAGAAAUGGCAGUUGAACCAGAUGACUUCUGGUCGUUCCAACUGGAAAACUCCAUGGUCCAAUGCUCUUUCCUCUCCCACCGCCAUCUUCGUGCUGUGAGCAUCGCUGUUUCCAAUAUCUAAAUGUUGCUCUUUCUGUCAUGUGGUCAUGAGCUAACAGCCUUUGAAAGUGUGUGUUCUUGGAUUAUUUUCUCACAAUUGAAAAAACUGACUUUGUUACUUAUGUGGUGAUGAUGGUGUUUUCUUUUCUUCUGAUUUUAUGAACUCUGUGACUUUCUUAAUGUUCUUUGUAUUGUUAAUGUAACUCCCUCUACGUGUCCUUUGAGUGUCCCUGGAAAUUUGCCUUUGAUUUCUAGGCAGUGAGACCUAGCUCUCUUAGAACAUUCUGUGACUACUUGUAUGUUGUGUCGUAUAUAACCUUGACACUGUGAUCAUCGUUUGAAAGACCGUAAAAGAUGGAAGCAUUUCUUUCCCAGCUCAUGUGUUCAAUAGCACGGAUACCAAUCAACCGAAUUAAAACAUCAUGGCUUUCUAUACUGA